AUGAGCGAGGCCCGCAGGGACAGCACGAGCAGCCUGCAGCGCAAGAAGCCCCCCUGGCUGAAGCUGGACAUCCCAGCCGUGGUGCCGGCGGCGGCGGCGGCUGUGGCGGCCGAGGAUCCCAGCUCCCUGCCGGCAGGCCCUGGCCAGCAUGGGCUGUGGGUCCAUCCGGCCCAGCCCGCUCACCACGACCCCGCCACCCAGCCCCUGAGACGCCAGGCUUUCUUGCGGAGCGUGAGCAUGCCGGCCGAGACCGCUCACGUCCCUUCGCCUUACCACGAGCCCCGGCGGCCGGUGCUGCACCGGCAGACAUCCAUCACACAGACCAUCCGCAGGGGCACCGCGGACUGGUUCGGAGUGAGCAAGGACAGCGACAGCACCCAGAAGUGGCAGCGCAAGAGCCUCCGCCACUGCAGCCAGCGCUACGGGAAGCUGAAGCCCCAGGUCAUCCGGGAGCUGGACCUGCCCAGCCAGGACAACGUGUCGCUCACCAGCACGGAGACGCCCCCGCCGCUGUAUGUGGGGCCAUGCCAGCUGGGCAUGCAGAAGAUCAUAGACCCCCUGGCCCGGGGCCGGGCCUUCCGCAUGGCGGAUGACACCGCGGACGGCCUGAGCACCCCGCACACGCCCGUCACCCCCGGCGCCGCCUCCCUCUGCUCCUUCUCCAGCUCCCGCUCAGGCUUCAACCGGCUCCCGCGGAGGCGCAAGCGUGAGUCUGUGGCCAAGAUGAGCUUCCGCGCGGCCGCGGCGCUGGUGAAGGGCCGCUCCGGGCGGGACGGCACCCUGCGCCGGGCGCAGCGCCGCAGCUUCACCCCCGCCAGCUUCCUGGAGGAGGACACGGCGGACUUCCCCGAGGAGCUGGACACGUCCUUCUUCGCCCGGGAAGGUGUCCUCCACGAGGAGCUGUCCACGUACCCAGACGAGGUGUUCGAGUCCCCCUCGGAGGCGGCGCUCAAGGACUGGGAGAAGGCGCCGGACCAGGCGGACCUCACGGGCGGCGCCCUGGACCGCUCGGAGCUGGAGCGCAGCCACCUGAUGCUGCCCCUGGAGCGCGGCUGGCGGAAGCAGAAGGAGGGCGCGGCGGCCCCGCAGCCCAAGGUGCGGCUGCGGCAGGAGGUGGUGAGCGCCGCGGGGCAGCGGCGCGGCCAGCGCAUCGCCAUGCCGGUGCGCAGGUUCUUCGCCCGGGAGAAGCGGCCGUACGGGCUGGGCAUGGUGGGCCGCCUCACCAACCGCACCUACCGCAAGCGCAUCGACAGCUACGUCAAGCGCCAGAUCGAGGACAUGGAUGACCACAGGCCCUUCUUCACCUACUGGCUCACCUUCGUGCACUCGCUCGUCACCAUCCUCGCCGUGUGCAUCUACGGCAUCGCGCCCGUGGGCUUCUCGCAGCACGAGACCGUGGACUCGGUGCUGCGGAACCGCGGGGUCUAUGAGAACGUCAAGUAUGUGCAGCAGGAGAACUUCUGGAUCGGGCCCAGCUCGGAGGCGCUCAUCCACCUGGGCGCCAAGUUCUCGCCCUGCAUGCGCCAGGACCCGCAGGUGGACAGCUUCAUCCGCGCCGCCCGGGAGCGCGAGAAGCACUCGGCCUGCUGCGUGCGCAACGACCGGUCCGGCUGCGUGCAGACGUCGGAGGAGGAGUGCUCGUCCACGCUGGCGGUGUGGGUGAAGUGGCCCUCCCAUCCCAGCGCCCCCGACCUGGCCGGCCGCAAGAGGCAGUUUGGUUCCGUCUGUCACCAGGACCCCAGGGUGUGUGAUGAGCCCUCCUCCGAGGACCCCCAUGAGUGGCCAGAUGACAUCACCAAGUGGCCGAUCUGCACCAAAAGCAGCGCCGGGAACCACACCAACCACCCCCACAUGGACUGCGCCAUCACGGGCCGGCCCUGCUGCAUCGGCACCAAGGGCAGGUGUGAGAUCACCUCCCGGGAGUACUGUGACUUCAUGAGGGGCUACUUCCACGAGGAGGCCACGCUCUGCUCUCAGGUGCACUGCAUGGAUGACGUGUGCGGGCUCCUGCCCUUCCUCAACCCCGAGGUGCCCGACCAGUUCUACCGCCUGUGGCUGUCCCUCUUCUUGCACGCUGGCAUCCUGCACUGCCUGGUGUCCGUCUGCUUCCAGAUGACUGUCCUGCGGGACCUGGAGAAGCUGGCAGGCUGGCACCGCAUCGCCAUCAUCUACCUGCUGAGUGGCGUCACUGGUAACCUGGCCAGUGCCAUUUUCCUGCCGUACCGGGCAGAGGUGGGCCCGGCCGGCUCGCAGUUUGGCAUCCUGGCCUGCCUCUUCGUGGAGCUCUUCCAGAGCUGGCAGAUCCUGGCGCGGCCCUGGCGCGCCUUCUUCAAGCUGCUGGCGGUGGUGCUCUUCCUCUUCACCUUCGGGCUGCUGCCCUGGAUCGACAACUUCGCCCACAUCUCGGGCUUCAUCAGCGGCCUCUUCCUCUCCUUCGCCUUCCUGCCCUACAUCAGCUUCGGCAGGUUCGACCUGUACCGGAAGCGCUGCCAGAUCAUCGUCUUCCAGGUGGUGUUCCUGGGCCUGCUGGCCGGCCUGGUGGUCCUCUUCUACUUCUACCCGGUGCGCUGCGAGUGGUGCGAGUUCCUCACCUGCAUCCCCUUCACCGACAAGUUCUGCGAGAAGUACGAGCUGGACGCCCAGCUCCACUGA
This is a messenger RNA of Pipistrellus nathusii (Nathusius's pipistrelle), 2652 nucleotides long. Lineage: Eukaryota; Metazoa; Chordata; Mammalia; Chiroptera; Vespertilionidae. The record is from the annotation of a GenBank genome assembly.